AUGACCCCUCCAGGCUACCUCCUCGUGUUCCUGCUUCUGCUCCAAGUGGCUACAAGUCAGACGCCAGCAGGUUCCUGCUCCGGAUGUGGGCCUCUGUCCCUGCCGCUCCUGGCAGGCCUGGUGGCUGCAGAUGCGGUCUUGUCCCUCCUGAUCGUGGGGGUGGUGUUUGUAUGUAUGCGCCAACACAACAGGCCUGCCCACGACGACGACGGCAGAGUCUACAUCAACAUGCCUGGCAGAGGCUGA
This is a messenger RNA of Microtus ochrogaster (prairie vole), 246 nucleotides long. It is a transcript of the gene Hcst, whose product is annotated as hematopoietic cell signal transducer. Gene Ontology annotation, molecular function: phosphatidylinositol 3-kinase binding; signaling receptor binding. Gene Ontology annotation, biological process: regulation of immune response; positive regulation of phosphatidylinositol 3-kinase/protein kinase B signal transduction. NCBI's taxonomy places the organism in Eukaryota, Metazoa, Chordata, Mammalia, Rodentia, Cricetidae. The record is from RefSeq and is a predicted model, not a curated record. Gene Ontology annotation, cellular component: membrane.